AUGACGUCGGAGCUGGUUCCUCUACUGCUUCUCUUGCAGGAAUCAUCCGAGUCCUUCACUGUGGCAUCCAGCCCGGCCCUGCGUGGGCGAAGCAAUGACCCUCACACCUCCAGCCCUGGCCGAAGCUCCCGGCGCACUGAUGCCCUGACCUCCAGCCCUGGUCGUGACCUUCCUCCCUUUGAGGAUGAGUCUGAGGGGCUGCUAGGUACAGAGGGGCCACUAGAGGAAGAAGAGGAUGGAGAGGAGCUUAUUGGAGAUGGCAUGGAGAGGGACUACCGUGCCAUCCCAGAGCUGGACACCUAUGAGGCUGAGGGACUGGCUCUGGAUGACGACGAUGUAGAGGAGCUGACGGCCAGUCAGAGGGAGGCAGCUGAACGGGCCAUGCGGCAACGUGACCGGGAGGCUGGCCGGGGCCUGGGCCGCAUGCGCCGUGGGCUCCUGUACGACAGCGAUGAGGAGGAUGAGGAACGUCCCACCCGCAAGCGCCGCCAGGUGGAGCGGGCCAUGGAGGACGGUGAGGAGGAUGAGGAGAUGAUCGAGAGCAUCGAGAACCUGGAGGACCUCAAGGGCCACUCUGUGCGCGAGUGGGUGAGCAUGGCGGGCCCCCGGCUGGAGAUCCACCACCGCUUCAAGAACUUCCUACGCACACAUGUGGACAGCCGCGGCCACAACGUCUUCAAGGAGCGCAUCAGCGACAUGUGCAAAGAGAACCGCGAGAGCCUGGUGGUAAACUACGAGGACCUGGCAGCCAGGGAGCACGUCCUGGCCUACUUCUUGCCUGAGGCACCCGCGGAGCUGCUGCAGAUCUUUGAUGAGGCUGCCCUAGAGGUGGUCCUGGCCAUGUACCCCAAGUAUGACCGCAUUGCCAGCCACAUCCACGUCCGCAUCUCCCACCUGCCACUGGUGGAGGAGCUGCGCUCGCUGAGGCAGCUGCACCUGAACCAGCUGAUCCGCACCAGCGGGGUGGUGACCAGCUGCACAGGCGUCCUGCCCCAGCUCAGCCUGGUCAAGUACAACUGCAACAAGUGCAGCUUUGUCCUGGGGCCCUUCUGCCAGUCCCAGAAUCAGGAGGUGAAGCCGGGCUCCUGCCCUGAGUGCCAGUCAGCCGGCCCCUUUGAAGUCAACAUGGAGGAGACCAUCUAUCAGAACUACCAGCGCAUCCGAAUUCAGGAGAGUCCGGGCAAGGUGGCGGCCGGCCGGCUGCCUCACUCCAAGGACGCCAUUCUCCUUGCUGAUCUGGUGGACAGCUGCAAGCCAGGGGAUGAGAUAGAGCUGACCGGCAUCUACCACAACAACUAUGACGGCUCCCUCAACACUGCCAACGGCUUCCCUGUCUUUGCCACUGUCAUCCUGGCCAACCACGUGGCCAAGAAGGACAACAAGGUGGCUGUGGGGGAGCUGACCGACGAGGAUGUGAAGAUGAUCACUAGCCUCUCCAAGGACCAGCAGAUUGGGGAGAAGAUCUUUGCCAGCAUUGCUCCUUCCAUCUAUGGGCACGAGGACAUCAAGCGAGGCCUGGCCCUGGCUCUGUUUGGAGGGGAGCCUAAAAACCCAGGUGGUAAGCACAAGGUGCGGGGCGACAUCAACGUGCUCCUGUGUGGAGACCCCGGCACAGCCAAGUCUCAGUUCCUCAAAUACAUCGAGAAAGUGUCUAGCCGAGCCAUCUUCACCACCGGACAGGGAGCGUCAGCUGUGGGCCUCACAGCCUACGUCCAGCGACAUCCUGUCAGCAGAGAGUGGACCUUAGAAGCUGGAGCCCUGGUUCUGGCUGACCGAGGAGUGUGUCUCAUUGAUGAAUUUGACAAGAUGAACGACCAGGACAGGACCAGCAUCCACGAGGCCAUGGAGCAGCAGAGCAUCUCCAUCUCAAAGGCCGGCAUCGUCACCUCCCUGCAGGCGCGCUGUACCGUCAUGGCUGCUGCCAACCCCAUAGGAGGGCGCUAUGACCCCUCGCUGACCUUCGCAGACAACGUGGACCUCACAGAGCCCAUCAUCUCACGUUUUGACAUCCUGUGUGUGGUCAGAGACACAGUGGACCCAGUCCAGGAUGAGAUGCUGGCCCGCUUCGUGGUUGGCAGCCACGUCAGACACCACCCCAGCAACAAGGACGAGGAGGGCCUGGCCAAUGGCAGUGCCCCGGAGCCUGCCAUGCCCACUACACACGGCGUGGAGCCUCUGCCCCAGGAGGUGCUGAAGAAGAACAUCAUCUACACCAAGGAGAAGGUCCACCCCAAGAUCAACCAGAUGGACCAGGACAAGGUGGCCAAGAUGUAUAGUGACCUGAGGAAAGAGUCCAUGGCCACAGGCAGCAUCCCCAUCACAGUGCGGCACAUCGAGUCCAUGAUCCGUAUGGCAGAGGCCCAUGCACGCAUCCACCUGCGGGACUAUGUGAUAGAAGACGAUGUCAACAUGGCCAUCCGUGUGAUGCUGGAGAGCUUCAUCGACACACAGAAGUUCAGUGUCAUGCGCAGCAUGCGGAAGACUUUUGCCCGCUAUCUUUCAUUCCGGCGAGAUAACAAUGAGCUGUUGCUCUUCAUAUUGAAGCAGUUAGUAGCAGAGCAGGUGACAUAUCAACGCAACCGCUUUGGGGCCCAGCAGGACACAAUUGAAGUUCCUGAGAAAGACUUGGUGGACAAGGCCCGUCAGAUCAACAUCCACAACCUCUCUGCUUUCUAUGAUAGUGAGCUCUUCAGGAUGAACAAGUUCAGCCAUGAUUUGAAACGGAAAAUGAUCCUCCAGCAGUUCUGAGGCCCUGGGCCAUGCACAGUGCACCCUGUGGUGCUGGCCUGGGGAUGUUGGACCACACGCUCAGUCCACUGCGUUACGGACACAGCCACACCACUGAUGGGCUCAGAGUGGGCUGGGGUUGCAGCUGGACAUCUGGCUUCCCUCCAGUCUGCUGGGCACAGGCUGUGACUUGGAACGAUGCUGUUUACUUCUUUGGCUCCCCUUUGUCCUCUUGCCUUCUGGGUGGGCACCCUUUGCCAGUGUGUGUUUUUCAGCUGCUUAGCAGCCCAUGCCCUGCAAGUGGUUUGUCUCCACCUGGUACCUUGGGUUGGAGUUCCUGUGUUUGGGACAUCCAGGGUGUGUUUCAGGUGACUGAACAGCCUUGUGGAUGUUAGAACUGUGGCCCUCUUGGUGUGAGUUGCGUGUUCAGCCUGCUUCUGCCACCUUUGGCCAAAGAGCAAGCUGUUUGUAGUCUUUUUCUGUGAGCCUCCAUGGCGGAAGAGAGCGCAGCCCUGCCAGCACAGCAUGUUUGCUCCCUGUGAGGGGCUUCUGCAGUCGGAGGAGGUGGAUGUGGGUUGCGGGAAUUAUCUGCUGCAUGACUAUCGGUCACCACUGCUAUAUUAAUCUGUUUUCUUCUGCUUAACCAUUUCCCCAUUCUCUUACUGUUUAUACAUUCAAUUUUUGUUUUUGUAGUUUUAAUUUUUAAUAAAGUCAAGUUGGAGGUGGAGGAAGACAGGUGCAUGUGGGAAUUAAAAAAGAAUAAAGUUGAAUAAGAUCUAAA
Molecule: messenger RNA, 3508 nt
Organism: Galeopterus variegatus (Sunda flying lemur)
Lineage: Eukaryota; Metazoa; Chordata; Mammalia; Dermoptera; Cynocephalidae
Gene: MCM2
Product: minichromosome maintenance complex component 2
Exons: 16
Coding region: 1-2748 (915 amino acids)
Biological process (GO): DNA replication; mitotic DNA replication initiation; double-strand break repair via break-induced replication
Cellular component (GO): MCM complex; nucleus
Molecular function (GO): 3'-5' DNA helicase activity; single-stranded DNA helicase activity; ATP binding
Source: RefSeq, a predicted model, not a curated record